UUGUGGUUACGAUUCAAUCCAACGGCUUUGGUCGAAGAUAUCGGACGCAUUUUUUUACGCUCCCGAUUUUUUGCAAACUUUACUGCAUUUAGCAGAGAAAUGGCGACGAUGAUGCACGGCAACAAAGAUAAGAGGAAGUUUGCUGAUCCAGACGAGACAACCCUCAGAACCAGAGCAUCGCCAUCUUUGGCGUCUCACAAGAUAUUGGAUGGUCCAGAGGGGAACUCACAGGGAACCAGAAAACCCCCGCUCUGCGCCCCUGAUGAGGUAGUGCCCAUAAAGAGAAAGAGAUCCUGGCGAUACAACCGUGUCUGGACAAAAGACCAGAAGUGGACACGAGAGGGACUCGAUACCAGCGUACAACAGAGGGUGCCACCCCCCUCCAACAAGGAUCAACCCACCACACGGAAAGGUGAUGAAUCAGGCAAGGACUUGUCAGAGACCGGAAACUCACCAUCCCGGGAAACUGACGAGGUCGUACCCAAACGGAGGAGGAUAACCUGGAGGUACAACCGAGUCUGGCGGAGGGACCAGAAAUGGACAAGAGAGGAGCAGACCCAGCAGCCGAGGGUACCACCCACCACCCAGGUGACCAAUGACGGACCCACGAAGGUGCCACCUGUCCCAGAACCCAAACAGGAGCAGACCCAGCAGCCAAGGGUACCACCCACCACCCAGAUGACCAGUGACGGACCCACCAAGGUGCCACCUGUCCCAGAACCCAAACAGCCUGAGCCCCCGAAGUUCCUGAGGACCUACUGGAGAACCAACCGGGUGUGGAGACGGGACAUGGUGUGGACCAGAAAGGUAAACAGGGUACAACUGUUCUCUGUCAUAUUGGUAACAAUUUAUCAGGCUAGCUAUACAGUCCAAAUGUGGCAGUAUUAUACCCACAAUUCUCUGCAACACCAGACCAUUCGUCAUGUAUUGCUGAUCGACCAUCACUUUUGCACAUGGAGUAAUUUCUGAGCAGCAAGUUUGAGUCUGUUUUCGACCUCAAGCUGUUUGAACAUUUCGAAAUUCGGGACAUGGAAAGCAGACUGUGUGUUUUGACUGGUUGGAGUAAGAUCACAGAGGGGAUCCAAGAGGGCUUGUUCAGGUACCAUAUUAUGCAAGGUCCAGCUCCACAGCCCUAGAAGAACUAAUUUAGUGGACAGGAGAGACAAUCAUAUUAGCUUUGUAUCAUGGAACCCAGGAGGUCAACUGUGCAGUGGUACUGAGGCAGGACUAGGUUGAGGCAUGCCAUAUACUGAACUAAUGUGCAUUUAGCUAUAAAAUCAAAUACACUUUGUGAAAAA
This is a messenger RNA of Saccostrea cuccullata (small rock oyster), 1298 nucleotides long. RefSeq lists its product as uncharacterized. The transcript is spliced from 10 exons. The record is from RefSeq and is a predicted model, not a curated record. The coding region runs from base 100 to 969 and encodes 289 amino acids. NCBI's taxonomy places the organism in Eukaryota, Metazoa, Mollusca, Bivalvia, Ostreida, Ostreidae.